UUACAAAGAUUGGAUAAACUUGCCUAGUGUAUUUAAUUUUUUUACUUAUACAAAUUGUGUAGUUCUUUAGUGCUCUGUUGUAACAAUUGAGCAAAACUAUCAACUGUUCCAUUUUGCUUGAAUAUAGGAAAAGGGAAGCAUAUAAAACCGACGUAUCAAAGACACUUUUGGCAAGUGCGCUAGCGAGUCGUUAGCCAAGUUGACAUUUGUGACACUUUUAAGCCACAAAAAUGCCACACUCGUACCGCUCGAAUCUUGACCUGUUGCUGUCGAAUGAGAUGUUUUGUGUGUGUACCAUUGAGUCCUCUAAAAGCGCACUUAACGGAGACCAUUUCCUCUGUGAACGCCAAGCUACGCUGAGAGCGGAGGUGAGGGUGGGUUGCAGCAGCGCAUCAUGGACCACCCGAGGAGCCAACAGCAACCAGCCGCGUCGACAGCCCAUCUGUAGCAUCAACAUGGCACAUUCCACGGAGGGGACCAAAGACCGGAGAGGAAGCGAAAGUGGUGCGGCUGGAGGUACCUUAAUGGAGAACGGCACGGUCAGCUCCGACAACCAUAACCACCACCAUGAACACAGCAAGCCCCCCCUCAUCCAGCACUCCCUGCACUAUGGCAACCCCCAGCAGGGAUCCGAUGAGCAGGACCUGGACCAAGACAGCCUAGCCUCCCAGGACUCUGGCAUCCCUACCCUGGAGAUCAACCACCCCGAGCACAUCCACUCCCAACCAGGAGACUGUGGCCUUACCCUGGGUUCCAACCACAACGACCAGGGCCCUGCUACCCUCUCUCUAGACCAGUCUGGAGACAGCGCUGGUCUCCGCAAGUCCUCCACCUUCCCCCGCAGUGGCUACGACUCGGUGCGCCUCUUCAGCCCCGCCCCAAGGUCCGGAGCUGGCGGCGUGGGAGUUGUCACCACGGGGAUGGGCGGCAUAGGAGGGGGAAACCUUAACCGCAGUGACGACAUUUCGGUGUGCAGCGUGUCGAGCUUGAGCACGGAGCUCUCGGCCACACUGUCGGCGUCCAACGAGGACAUCCCGGACUUCAUGGUCACCUCCGACUCCAGCGCCAUCGUCACCCUGGAGACGGACGAGGGCGACGCCGCCCAAUUCUCGGACGUCACUCUGUCGUCGUCGCCGGGCGGUGACAUCGGAGGGGAUCUGUGGAGCCCACGACGGAGACCGCUGGGGUCAGAGGAGGGCAGGCCCAAGAGGCUGGGGCCACUGGCUAGCUUCUUCAACAGGAGUCUGUUUGCUAAGAAAGUGAAGGACACUGUGCCAGUGGAGCAGAAGGACCCAGGCUGGAAGCUGUUUGGUAGGGUCCCCCCUAGAGAUGGGAGGGACCCCCCUAGAUGGGAGGGACCCCAGAAAAUACACAAGGAAUGUGAAAGUAACACUAGCAGAGCUGGACCUGGACACAGUCCCUCGUCUCCUAGACAGAGUGUCAGGAAGAACCUGGACUUUGAGCCCAACUCCACCACAGCACUUAUACUGGAGGCUCGCCCUGCUAAUCUGCCAGCCAAGCCUGCGGAGGAGGCCCAGAAACACAGACAACAGUAUGAGGAGAUGGUGGCCCAGGCCAAGAAGAGAGAGCUCAAGGAGGCCCAGAAGAGGAGGAAGCAGCUGGAGCUCAGGUGUAAGGUGGAAGAGAGCAUUGGCAACGCCGCCCAGACCUGGAACCAGGAGAUUCUGCCCAACUGGAGCACCAUGUGUAACUCUCGGCGGGUCAGGGACCUCUGGUGGCAGGGCGUGCCCCCUAGCGUCAGGGGCAAGGUCUGGAGCCUGGCGGUGGGCAACGAGCUCAACAUCACUCACGAGCUCUACAACAUCUGUCUGGCCAGGGCCAGGGACAAGUGGAAGUCUAUGCCUACAGAACCAGUGACUGAAGAUGCAGGUUCAUCGCUGGCGGACAGAGAGGCCAGUCUGGAGCUGAUCAAGCUGGACAUCUCCAGAACCUUUCCCCAUCUCUGUAUCUUCCAACAGGGAGGUCCGUACUACGACGUGCUGCACAGCAUUCUAGGAGCAUACACCUGCUAUAGGCCAGACGUGGGCUACGUUCAGGGUAUGUCGUUCAUCGCGGCGGUGCUGAUCCUCAACCUGGACACGGCAGACGCCUUCAUAGCUUUCGCCAACCUCCUGAACAAGCCCUGUCAGAUGGCCUUCUUCAGAGUGGACCACAGCCUUAUGUUGACCUACUUUGCGGCUUUUGAUGUGUUCUUUGAUGAAAACCUACCUAAGCUGUUUGCACAUUUCAAGGAAAACAAAUUGACCCCCGAUAUUUAUUUAAUCGACUGGAUCUUCACCCUGUACAGUAAGUCACUGCCAUUGGACCUGGCAUGUCGGGUGUGGGAUGUGUUCUGUCGUGACGGAGAUGAGUUCCUGUUCCGGGUGGCCCUGGGAAUCCUGCGCCUGUACGAGGACGUGUUGACCCGCAUGGACUUCAUCCACAACGCCCAGUUCCUCACCCGCUUACCCGAUCACAUCCCCCCCGACCAGCUGUUCUCGCACAUCCACGCUGUCCACAUGACCAGCAAGAACAGGAAAUGGGCACAGGUUCUUCAGGCCUUACAGAAGGAGCAGGAGUGGAUCAGUCCAGUUCUAAAGCGCUGAGAACAACGGUCAUCCAGGAGCAAAACAACAGACUGUAGCUCAUUCUCUAACACAGUACUCUACCUGACCCCGUGAAACACUGGACCCUAGCCCAGGUCAGGCUGUGUGAAGGAGCUGCCCUCCCUGGGAUGGAGCCUACCCCAGGCUCAGAGCACUCUGGGCUGGGGACAACCAGCCACUGUGGUCCCCCUAGAUGUGAGUCAUGGAGCAGAGACCCUGGAGGUCUGGAACAGACUGGGGUGAGGGGUGACUAGGCCUUAUUAUACAUGCUGUGCCCCCUGUCCCAGAAUUAAACCAGGCAGAAAGAUGCUCUCGAAUGUACUGUAUUCUGCCACAUGUCUAUAGCAGGGAUACUAGUUACCCAACUGGACCUCCUCUCUUUCUCACUCCUCUUUUUCUCUUUAUAACUUUCCCACUAUUUUCUCUCUUCUACCUCUCUAUCUCUCUCUUCUACCUCUCUAUCUCUCUCUUCUAUCUCUCUCUUCUAUCUCUCUCUUCUAUCUCUCUCUUCUAUCUCUCUCUUCUAUCUCUCUCUUCUAUCUCUCUCUUCUCUCUCUCUCUACUCUCUCUCUCUCUCUCUCUUCUCUCUCUCUCUCUCUCUCUCUCUCUCUCUCUCUCUCUCUCUCUCUCUCUCUCUCUCUCUCUACACUCUCUCUCUCUCUCUCCUACCUCUACUCCAAGCCUCCGUUGUCGUUGGUCAUUCCUGCAAGUCAGCUGCGAUUUUUUUAUCAUGAGGCUUUUUUGUUUUGUUUGGACUGAUGUGGUUUCCGUGUGUUUCUAAUUAGUUUGUCUUAGUUGGUUCCCUUUGUUUCUGUACCAUCCAAUGAAGGAAAGGCUCCCAGGGAGAAGACGUGGGCGUUUUGUUGAUUUGGGGAGAAUGGUUCAUUGACUUAAAAUGAGAGGGGGGGGGUAGUCAAUAAAUGUGUAUUCUUAUGAAGAUUCAACUGAAAUACAACAGAUUGUAUUUUUUGCGUGUCGUGCCGUUAAAGGUUUACUUUUUUAAAUUAGUGUUUUACUCUUCAAAGAGGAAAUAAGCUGCCUGAAAAAAAUGAAUGAAGUGAUAGUUAAUGUCUUAUACAUCCCCAAAGGUGGUUAAAGUGGAACAGCAAAGGUAGAUUAGGAGGAUCAAUAUACUACAGUAUAUCACCUGCCUCCUUUUUCAUUUUUCAUGGUAAUGAUUUUCUGUUGUCUUUGUUUCUCAUUUAAGUGUCAUCUCUUAACAUGGAGACAAUCUCUUGAUUUGUUGUUAUGUUAUAAUGAAGAAGAAAAAGUUAGGCUAACACAACAAACCUCACUGGUAUCGUCCCAUUUGAUAUUAUCCACUUCAGUCACCCCCUCCCCCAAACCAUUUGUACCCGUUUGGUUGAGAAGCUGCUUAGAAGACUCCAGAAAGGAAAACAGAUUGUUGAUGAUUUUAUUAUCCCUUCUAUCAAUAAUGAGGCAUUGCUGGUAUCCCUGUUGUCCUCAGAAUGCCCUUUCCCUAUUGGAUGUGCUCACUCGGUAAGUGCUGUAACCCAAUCAGAAGCUGUCAUACUUCAUGGUGAUGAGCAGAGUGUAGCUCAGAGGUGUUACUCUUUUUCUCUUCUCCCAUAAUGCUUUUAUUAAUGUAGAUAAAGGACCUGAGUCAUGUUUGCUCUUGUUUUCAUGUUUCUGAACACACCAGCCUUGGUUUAGAUGUGUGAGCUCAAUGGGAGGGUGUCGUUCAGAAAGAGGCUUUGGUUUGGUGUUCAGUUCACAGAUUCUACUACUACUUUCAUGUCUGCCGGCCACCAUCACCUGCCAAAAAGAGACGACCUCAGUAGAUGGUUCUGAAUGUGAUGCUCGUUUCAAAUGCAGAUACCGUACUAAAACCCUUCAUACUCCAGAGCCCUCAAGCAUUUAGUGAUCCCUUUGGGUGUUUGGCACACAUCGAAGUGCACGCUGAGAAGUGUGCGUUAUUCAGGAAGCCGUAGCAACAGGAUGUCAGACAAUACCCCUUGUCUUUUCACCUCCUCACCCCCCCUGUGCACGUAGUCAUUCUGAUCACUAUGAAGACCGACGCACUCCUUCCCCCUGCUCUGCCUAUGUGGUGAAUACCACAGUACUGCAUUCUGCACAAUCACCUUCUUUUUGUUUAUCACCAUCUGCAGUUUCACACCAGUUUUGUUUUUGUUGGGUUUUUUUGGCUUGUUGAGUACAUUCUCUCACUAUAUUGGUGUCCCUCACAACUGAUUGAGGACCGUGUGUUUGUGUGUGUGAUUUGAAGUGACAUUUCUUAACAACAAAAAGACAUCCCCUGUUAGUGACUGUGUGAAUGUUACAGGGUUGAGGAAUGUGUGUCCGACAUGGCCUUACCCAGCCACAAUAAUCAAUCAGUAAGAACUACAGGAAGUAGACUCACCCCUUUAAUCACAGAAGUGCGCCCUGGGAAGUAUAAAUUACGGUAUGUCACUGGUCUCCUGUUGUAGAUUCAUUUUAAAUACAGAAAUGAAAGACCUCACCAUUAAAUGUAAUAAUGAAGGCCAUAUGAUUUGUACUCUUUCCACGUUACCUGAUUUUCUUUUAAGCUUUGUUUUGUAUUGUCAGUUUGAUUUGUCUCUGUGACAUUUCCAAGUCACCCUUUUUGGUUGCAGAGAACUGGAGUGUUACAUGGGUGGGAGGGCAUCAGGGUCAAAACUGGAAAUGGAUCUCACUUGAAGUGUACACGGAGUAUACCAAACAUUAGGAACACCUUCCUAAAAAAUUGAAUUGCACCCCUUUUGACCUCAGAACAGCCACAAUUUGUUAUGGAUGUCGAAAGCGUGAUGCUGGCUCAUGUUGACUACAGUGCUUCCCACAGUUUUUUUUUUUCAAGUUGUCUGGAUGUCCUUUGGGUGGUGGAACAUUCUUGAUACACACUGUUGAGCGUGAUAAACCCAGCAGCGUUGCAGUUCUUGACACAAAGCGGUGCGCCUGGCACUUACUACCAUACCCCUUCAAGGCCACUUCAAUCUUUUGUCUUAUCCAUUCACCCUCUGAAUGGCACACAGACACAAUACAUGUCUCAAGGCUUAAAAAUCCUUCUUUAACCCGUCUCCUCCCCUUCAUCUACACUGAUUUUUGAUUUAACAAGUGACAUCAAUAAGGGAUCAUAGCUUUGACCUGGUCAGUCUGAUGGAAGGAGCAGGUGUUCUUAAUGUUUUGUGUACUCGGUGUGUAGCUACUGUUUUACUAAAUAAAGACGUGUACAUAUACAACCUGA
Messenger RNA from Oncorhynchus nerka (sockeye salmon), 5826 nucleotides. Its product is annotated as TBC1 domain family member 14. NCBI's taxonomy places the organism in Eukaryota, Metazoa, Chordata, Actinopteri, Salmoniformes, Salmonidae. The record is from RefSeq and is a predicted model, not a curated record.